AUCAACUUGAUUAGUAUGGCACAAUCUGUCAAACGAAAGCGACCGAGACAAUCGACUAUAAACUCUAAUGACUCCAAGGUCAUCAAGCUAGAAGACAUUGGGAAAUUUCUUACAAAUGUCUUGAUGGAUCCUUCUUACAUUUGGUACAUUGCCACAAUCUUGUUGUUGGGUGAACUUGUACUCAACAUUGUCAUUAUUCAAAAAGUAGCAUAUACAGAAAUUGACUGGACUGCUUAUAUGCAAGAAGUCAAAGGGUUUAUCGAAGGUGAACGAGAUUAUCUAAACCUACGUGGCGAUACUGGACCUUUGGUGUAUCCUGCCGGGUUUGUGUAUAUUUACUCUGGGCUGUAUUAUUUGACCAACAAGGGUACCAAUGUCCGUCUUGCUCAGUACAUAUUUGCUGGUCUUUACCUAGCCACACAGGCUGUGGUGUUUGCACUAUACAGCAAAUCCAAAAAGUUCCCUCCCUAUGCACUUGCUUUACUUUGUCUUUCUAAAAGACUUCAUUCUAUCUAUGCUCUCAGAUGCUUCAAUGACCCUGUAGCAAUGUUUUUUAUGUACAGUUGUAUUCUGGCCAUGAUACACAAACGAUGGGUAUUUAGUGGUAUUCUGUACAGUCUGGCUAUUUCUGUAAAGAUGAAUGUUCUUUUGUUUUUUCCUGCUUUUGGUAUUUUGCUGUGGCAGGCUAUUGGUGCAUGGAGAACCUUUGCUGUUCUAUCACUUAUGGGAAGCAUUCAGAUUGUUUUGGGUUACCCGUUUCUGUCAACCUAUCCAGAAUCAUACCUGGGUCGUGCAUUCGAAUUCAGUAGAUCAUUUGACUAUCAGUGGACAGUUAACUGGAGAAUGGUUACUGAAAAGACCUUUGGAUCUGGUGUGUUUGCAAAGUCUUUGUUGGCUGGUCAUGCGAUUGUUUUGUUUCUCUUCUUGUACUUUGUCUGGUGCAAAAGAGGAGGUGGACUUGUCAAAGUGUUUUUGGAUGGGUUCAAGGGUAAUUCCGUACGCCGUUCAGUCUCUCCUGAUGACAUCCUUUCCAUGAUGUUCACUAGCAACCUUAUUGGUAUGGUGUUUGCAAGAUCAUUGCACUACCAAUUCUACUCUUGGUAUUACCAUGCUCUUCCUUAUCUGCUGUGGCAAAGUGUAUGGAUGACUACCGGGUCCCAGACUUUUCGCAACUAUAUUAGAAUCUUUGUACUGGCUACUAUUGAGGCGUGCUGGAUGACAUUCCCGUCAACCGAAAGGAGUUCAUGGACUCUAUUCGCUUGUCAUGCUAUACUUCUGACAGGACUGUUUAAAAGAGAUCAAGAAGAAACCGAACAAUCGAAAAAUGAAUAGCCUCUUAAUAUGAGCAUAUACAUAUAUGCCUGUCAACUAAAAUACUUCUCUUCAUUUAUUUAUCUUGCUGUUGUCAUUAUCAUAUAGUAUAAUAUAAAAGAUAAUAAAACUGAAACAUGUGAACAGGUGAGCAGAUG
This is a messenger RNA of Phycomyces blakesleeanus NRRL 1555(-), 1469 nucleotides long. RefSeq names its product glycosyltransferase family 58 protein. NCBI's taxonomy places the organism in Eukaryota, Fungi, Mucoromycota, Mucoromycetes, Mucorales, Phycomycetaceae. Bases 16 to 1332 code for a protein of 438 amino acids. Gene Ontology annotation, molecular function: dol-P-Man:Man(5)GlcNAc(2)-PP-Dol alpha-1,3-mannosyltransferase activity. The transcript has 9 exons. Gene Ontology annotation, cellular component: endoplasmic reticulum. The record is from RefSeq and is a predicted model, not a curated record.